Messenger RNA from Planococcus citri (citrus mealybug), 5622 nucleotides. It is a transcript of the gene Ptpmeg, whose product is annotated as protein tyrosine phosphatase Meg. Lineage: Eukaryota; Metazoa; Arthropoda; Insecta; Hemiptera; Pseudococcidae. Gene Ontology annotation, cellular component: cytoskeleton. Gene Ontology annotation, molecular function: protein binding; protein tyrosine phosphatase activity. The record is from RefSeq and is a predicted model, not a curated record. Bases 1 to 2709 code for a protein of 902 amino acids. Gene Ontology annotation, biological process: protein dephosphorylation. The transcript is spliced from 16 exons.
AUGUUAGAAAGUGUAUCUCGUAGAACAUUCGGUGGCUCCAGUGGAACAUAUAAUGUAAGAGCUUCUGAGCUGGCUCGUGAUAGAGGCAGGUUGAAAACACUAAAUGUGACUGUAGUGUUUCUGGAUGAUACUCAACAUUCGUUUCAGUUAGACAAACAUGCUAAAGGAAACGUUCUUCUCGAAUGUGUUUUCCAACAUUUGGAACUGAUUGAGAAAGAUUACUUUGGCUUACAAUUCACUGAAAAUGGAUCAGCUCCGUCGCUAUCUAACACCCAUCUCACGAAAUGGCUGGAUCCCAACAAAGCGGUUAAAAAACAAGCUCGAGGAGGAUGUUUCUAUUUCAAAGUUAAAUUUUACGUGACUGAUCCGAGUAAAUUACAAGAAGAAUAUACUAGAUAUCAUUUCUACUUACAAGUACGAAAGGAUAUUCUUCAGGGUAAAUUGUUAGUGUCUCCAAGCACAGCAUGUCUAUUAGCGAGUUACACCGUUCAAUCCGAGCUGGGAGAUUAUCAAAUAGAAGAACUGGAACCAAAUUAUCUCUCGGGAAUGGUUUUGGUUCCUGGACAAACAGAAGAAAUGGAGCGAAAAAUAUCAGAAUUGCAUAAAAUGCAUAAAGGACAGACUCCCGCUGACGCUGAAUUCAAUUUUCUCGAUCAUGUGAAACGUCUAGAAACAUAUGGAGUAGAUUUACAUAGAGCUAGAGAUUCUUCCAAUAAAGAACUUCAACUUGGAGUUACCGCCAAUGGACUCGUCGUCUUCCAAAACAAUAUUCGUAUUAACACGAUUUCUUGGGCCAAAAUAGUUAAAAUAUCGUUCAAAAGAAAACAGUUUUUCGUCCAGAUACGUAGAGAGCCUAGUGAAAAUUACGAUACAUUAUUAGGAUUCAAUAUGUUAACGUACAGAUCAUCAAAAAAUCUAUGGAAGUCGUGUGUCGAACAUCAUACGUUUUUCAGAUUAGAUUCGCCUCAUGUAAUUCGAAAAUUAAUCCCCACAGCUCUUCGGUUAGGUUCUAAAUUUCGUUAUUCUGGUCGUACGGAAUUUCAAACAUUGGAAGAAAGCAGACAAGGCAGAUCUCAGCGUCAUUUUUUCAGAACUACUUCCAAAGUUGGUACACGUCAUUCCGUGAUGCCUACGAUUGAAGAAAAAACUAAGUCAUUGAUUUCAUCUGGUCUAAAUACUCGAGCUCAAGAAAAAGUGAUUGGAAAUUGGGAAAAUUCUCGACAAACUUGGGGUGAAACUUCAUCUCCGCAUCCUUCCGACGAUGAAGGCGGAUUUUUGGAUCGUCAAAAUGGUACCUCAGAGGAAACAAAAAUUGCUGCGUUUUCGCCUAUAUUACCAUCUAGAACAGUUAUAAGUUACGUUGAUGAUGAUACCACCGAUUCUUUGACCGAAAGAAGUCAUCAUGCUCCGGGUAGUCUGUACGAUAUUCCAAAUUACGAAACGCCAGUUCCUCAGGUGGAAGAAAAUAUAGUGUGUAUUAAACUUACUCCUGAUGAUCAAGGUAGAUUCGGGUUCAACGUCAAGGGUGGGUCAGAUUUGAAUAUGCCAAUUCUGGUUUCAAGAGUUGCACCGAAUACUCCGGCGGAUCGCUGUUAUCCAAAAUUAAACGAGGGAGAUCAAGUGCUUAUGAUCAAUGGAUGUAGUAUCAGUGGUCUCGAACACGAUCAAGUGGUGAAAUUAAUCAGAGCAGCCAGAGAUGCGCAACCAAGAACAGAAUUGACUCUUACUGUCAAACAGAACGUUAUGUACGAGCCGGGUGGUCAAGAAGAACCUCCGUAUCAAUAUGUACCUGAGUCGCCUUUAUCUGAGAUGCAAAGAGGUGCUGGAGCCUUAGAACAGUCGAUGCUUUUACUGGCCGAUGGCUUGGCAAGUGGAGCUUUGGUGGCGCAGUUCGAACAACUGUAUCGUAAAAAGCCCGGAAUGAAUUGUAACGAAUCGAAAAAAAGUGAAAACAUCAAUAAAAAUAGAUAUCGCGAUAUUUCUCCUUAUGAUGCGACCCGAGUGGUAUUAAAGAAUGGCCAAGACGGUGAUUAUAUAAAUGCAAAUUAUGUUAAUAUGGAAAUCCCAGGAUCUGGUAUAAUUAAUCGAUACAUCGCUACUCAAGGUCCGUUGCAAAAUACAAUAAACGAUUUCUGGCAAAUGACGUUGGAAGCACAAAGUACCUUAAUCGUUAUGGUUACCACACUAAUGGAAAGAGGACGCUCGAAAUGCGCUAAAUACUGGCCGUCCGUUUCAGAAAUAUUAGAACUAGGGCCGACUCUUCGUCUGAAAACAACGAAAGAAGAAUCAGAUCCGACCAGUAGUUUUGUAUUUCGUGAAUUCGUGCUAUGGGAUACGAAAAGCGGCGAAUCUCGUGAAAUUACCCAAAUGCAGUACUUAGCAUGGCCGGACCAUGGAGUACCGGAUGAUAUCAGCAGAUUUUUAACGUUUACCGAACACGUACGCCGGGCUCGAGCAGGAAUGGUCGAACCAACCAUUGUACAUUGUUCGGCUGGUAUCGGACGUACAGGCGUUUUGAUUUUAAUGGAGACGGCGAUGUGCCUUAUAGAAGCUAACGAACCAGUUUAUCCGUUAGAUAUCGUUAGACAAAUGAGAGAUCAACGGGUGAUGAUGAUUCAAACUCCUAGUCAGUAUCGAUUUGUGUGCAGCUGUGUACACUAUGCUUACACAGAAGGGCUUGUGAAACCUUUGGCGGAAUUUUUAAGGUGAUUUAAUCGAUACGUUUUAUUACGAAACAUGCAGCGAUGGUGUGAUACUCUUUUUUAAUUUUAAUUUCUUUUUAAGUAUUAUCGAAUUGAAAUUGUUUACGUUAUUUCAUAAAAGGAAGCAUUUUUGAAUCGGCGUACUAGUCUUGAAAAUAAUAUAUUACUUAUUAUAAUAUUAUUACUGAAGCGAGCGUAUUUAUCGGGAAAUUACGUGCGAGUGUGAAUAUUUCGAAUGGUUAAUUUUUCUUUCUAUGUUUCUCUUUUAUUUUCUGCGAGAUCUGUUAGGUUUCUGAACAUGUUCGUUUUUAACUUUUUAGCAUAGGUUUAAAAUUUUUCUAUCGAAUUUCUAAAUUUUGCAAUAUUACUUACUUACUUACGCCAUUCAACCAAAGUAGAAACUGCCCGGUGACAUUUUACGUUCUGAUGGUCCGAGCCAAAUGGCGUAAAAGUCGUAAAUUUUGUUUUAGAAAAUUUUUUCAUUUUCAAACAACCACAUUGUGAUAAAUAUUUAUUUUUUAAUUUUUAUAUAUUCGAGACGUUUAGCUCGCAUGAAGUAGUGUAAGUUCAUAUCAUGUAUUCUGUGACCAGUUCACGAAAUCAAACCGCCCGUUUCCGUUCGAUAUUUUGAUCUUUUUAUUAUUUUGUUUCGUUUCUUAUUUUCAAUGUUUUAUAUUUUCUAAAUUUUAAUAUUUACCUAUUUACUUUUAUUCGAGGCGAGGCGAAAAAUGUUACGAGUUGCCUGUCUCAUAUUUUCGUGAAUAAAUGUCACGAUGAUUUCAUCUUUAAAGUUUUAAUUACCUAAUGUAGUAUUUUAGAUGAAUAAUCAAAGUAUUUUAAUCUAGUGUGAUGGUAUUUUAAUUUUUGACGUACAUUCAUUGAAAAGAUUCAUUUUUCAAUUUGAAAAACAGAAAAAAAAUGCACGAAUGUCAAAAUAUUUUAAUCUUACUAACGAGAAGUUGAAAUUACCCCAAUAUUAUUAAAUCAGUUUUUUUUCGGUUUCACGUAUCACGUUAAUUUAUCAAAACUCGAUACCUGUAUAUUUAAUUAAUUUUCUCACUUCGUUUCCUUGGCGAAUGGUGCCGGUGUACGUAUUGUCUACGAUUCAUUUUCAUUUUCCCCGUCAUUUAAUUUACGUCCAUUUUCGUACUAUAUACGUAGGUAUUUUUCAUUUUCAUGAUUUUCUUAAAUAAUUUUUUUAAAUUAUAAGUAUAGGUAGUUUAAUUUCGUCUGUUUUCAUUGCCGGUGAAGAAUUCGAAUUCGAAUUUAUUCUAUUGUAGUUUAUCUGAAAAGUAGUCUGGAAUAAUUUGAAUUAUCGAAGUAAUCUUUCCAAUAAUAGAUUAGUUACCACGUACAAAUUAUUUUGAAGCAUAAAGUGAAUCAUAGAACACCAAGAAUUUAAUGGUUCAAUUUUUAAAUUUUGAUAUUUUUUACACUCGUCUUUUUUCAAAAUUUAUUUUAUAUAUAUUAUCGUGAAACGUGCGAAGUAGUGCAAUAAAUAAUGAGCUUAUUAGGAUGUAGAAUGAAAUCUUAAUUUUUUUUGUAUUUUAAUUUACUUACGUCUUAGAAACUGCGAUUUUUGAAAAAUAACCAAAUACUAUACAGAACUGUUGCUUUGUUUAACCCAAGCACCAAUUUUUUUCAGAUGUAAGAAUUAAGUCAUUAUUCAGUUCUCCAAACGCAUUUUCGUUCUAAUAAUGAUUAGUUGUAAUUAUCGCUUAAUUAGUGGCUUCAUAAAAAGCACCUGAUUUUGUUUGAACUUGUUGAAAAAUUUCAAAGAAUUCAUUUCCCCGGUGAUUUUUUGUUGCGUUUGAUGAGUUUUUGUUAAAAAAAAUCGCGAUGAAUAAGUAAAUCAACAACGAUUGUAUUCAGUUUUAGUAAUCGAUGAUCUCGAAUCGUUCGAUCAGUAACUUCUUAGUGAUCAGAGGAUGAAUUUUAAAGAGGGUACGGAGAUAGAAUUACGCGAGCUGUUCUAUUAUUAACAAAUGUGUUCAUAUCAAUAGAAAAAUUAAUUUUGCAUAAGCUUUUUUUAUUUUUUUUUUUCUUCGCAUCGAUGCAGUAAUUUUAACGUAUCAAUGUUGACAUAACGUACUUAGAAAUUUUAUGUAUGUAUUAUGAAUGAAUGAUGUACAGUUUUCGUGUGUUUUGAUUCACGUGUAGGUACAUUUAACGUUGUACUAGUACUUUUUACCGGAUACGUAUUGAAAAAUAAUUAUAGAUUUUGGUAGUUGAUCGUAAUAAGCUAUAAAAAAAAAUAAUAUUUAUAUUAAAAAAUGAAAAAAGAGAUAACAUAAUAGUUGAACACUAUUUAAUAGUCCGUCCCACUAUCUCCGAGCGUAUAUUGUCCAAUUUAAUAUUUAUUUUUUAAGUAAAUUCGUACAGGGUUUGUAUGUAUUUGUUUGUAUGUCGUGCUGAAAUUGCGGUAAAACUUGUGUGUGAAUUGAAGAACUUCUCUUUUUAUAGAAAGAGAGGUUUGGUGGUUUGAGAAACGUUCUGCCCAGAAUCUGUGUUACAACGUAAUUUAAAAUUUAAUUAUUUUUAUACAGCUCAUGUGAAUCUUAAGUUUGUUGAAAUUUACGAUAUGUUGGUAUUUAUUUAUUUAUUUAUUUAUUUUUUGUUCGAUAAAUAUGUAGUAAUAAUGUAAUAUUUUAUUAAGUACUGACGAAAUUUUAAUCGAGUGUUUUACCGAAUUUCACGUAACGAAAAUUAAUUUUAAUACGCAGUGCAGUUUUAAUACAUUAUAUGGAAUUUAUUAUUUUUGUCAACAGGUUUUGAUCACAGUUUGCUAAUAGCAUAUUAUUUACACCUUAUCUCGUUAAUUUUCGCAUGUAAUGCGAUUAUUAAUAUUUUUAAACGUAAAUGCAAUGAGAAUAAUUUGUAUUAGUUUUUACGUAUCAAUUAAAAUGAGUUAAUUUUUUGA